Hydractinia symbiolongicarpus is the source of this 3181-nucleotide messenger RNA. RefSeq lists its product as uncharacterized. NCBI's taxonomy places the organism in Eukaryota, Metazoa, Cnidaria, Hydrozoa, Anthoathecata, Hydractiniidae. The record is from RefSeq and is a predicted model, not a curated record. Bases 1128 to 2693 code for a protein of 521 amino acids. The transcript has 6 exons.
UUCCUCCCAGCAAUAGGUUACGCUUAGGUUACGUCGGUUACCCACGACAUGGCGGUUACGUUUUCUACGUCAACGCGCAUGUGCAAAUAUUAAAAAUAAAUCAUAAGGGCGGCUUGCGGCGUGAAAGAUACUCUCAGUUAAGGAUUGUUGUUGUUGUUUUUUAAUCAUAUCAAUCAGAUAUAAGAAACAGAAAAGCUUUUUUUCUUUGCGAAAUCUUCAAGAAUCAUUUGUAUUGGUUGGUACCAUAACAGUUAUUACAAGGAAUGGGACUGAUGGCAUGGCCUAUCCUAUUAUCUUGGGAAAAAAAUGGUAACAAUUGGAAAGUUGAAACAUCGUCUACGUCAAAUAGUUUAGAAAGUAUGUUGAUGAGAGAAAAUAUCAGGUUGAAGAAGAAAAUUUCAGAGCUCGAGAACCAACUUUCAACAGACUCUACAAGCUUACCUAUCGAAAAGUAUGAUUUUUACUGCCAUAUACUAUUUACAACAUGUAGAUUUUUUGUUUCUCGUAUCUCCUUUAUUCGAAUUAUAUUAUUAAUGUAUUCAAAUUAUUAUUUGAAAGUAAAAGAGAAAAAAAAUUAGCUAAACCAGAAAUUCGAACAAAAAUAUUCUGCAAGAGCUUCAUUCUGCCGAAAAUCUUAGUUUAAAUGUAAUAUAUUCCUGCGAAAUUCAACUCGUGCAAGACAUAUUGCAAUUAAAAUACUAAGAAGAAAUUUCUGUUUCCCACCGUUUUCUUGCAGUCUCAAACUAUGUUAAUUUAAUUGUUUGAAUUGUUUCAUAGAAACCGCAAAAAAUGUCCAUUACAGUCAUGUGAUAGUUGUGUUACAAAUUUAUCUCGGCACAUGAUAGAAGUACACUAUUGGCCCCAGAGUAAGGCAAAAUAUUGCGUUGGCAUAUACGGAUUGAGGAAACCAGGUGUUAGGUUUUAGGUCGUCGAAACAAAAGAAUGAGUUUGCACCUCCAAGACGUCCACAAACUAUCAAAAGGACCUUACUUUUAUAGUAUGUUGAAAUUAGCCAGGGUGUGUGACGUUGCAUCAAACAACGAAGUACACAUAUGACAUCCAUCCCUGCCAAGCAUGUCGCCACUGAUGAUCGCCACUGAUCCGAAGUAACAGAUUCGGAUAGUGACAUGGAAGAUGACGAAGUGGUUGACUCUGCUGAAAUUUUAGAGAGGUUUGUGACAUAUAAAAUUUCAGUUGAUGGAGGGAAGAGUUGCCAAAAGAGUGCUAUUCAGUCAAAGCAGCAAUUGAGAGAUAUUUGGGCAGCUUUGGAUUCCUCAUAUCCCAGUGAUUUAGUCAGAAAAUAUAAAAUUCGCGACACCUUUUUGACAACGUAUGCCGAAAAGACAAAGGAAUACAAAGCUUUAACCAUUAAACGGUAUAUUUUGUCACUGCCACACUUCUAUGACUUUCUCCUUACUGAGGAGAUCCAUCUACCUGGAAUAGCACCAGAUAUGAUUUUAAGGAUGAAAGUUAGUGUAUCUCGAUGGAGCAAAUCUAAUAAUGGAACGGUAGAGAUACAGCAGCUUGAGAGACAGAUGGAGGAGCAACAAGUGCUUAUCACGCCUGAGCAGAUACAACGGUAUGAGGAGUCUGCCAGUGCAAAGGAGGCUAUCUCGAUAAUUAAAAAUUUUUGUAGCCCUUACCGAGAAAACACCUUGUCUCGUCAAGAAUAUGCGUGUAUACGGGAUUUUCUCAUAACGGAAAUAACUAUAAUUAAUUGUCAGAGGUCUGGCGUACCUAGCAACAUGAACAUCGAUGAGGUGAAGGCUGCUGUAUUUCGUGAUGGUAAAUAUAUUAUUAAAGUAAAACGUCACAAGACAUUUAGGAAACACGGUCCUGUUAAUCUGUGUACGAGAGAAACCUUGUACCAACAGCUCUUAAUUUUUUUCGAUUCAAUUCGCAGUCAGAUACACAGUGACUUUGAAAAUGUUUUUGUUUCAUAUAAUGACAAGAUGUUAGAAUCUGGAGCAAUAUCGAAACAAAUUAAUAGCACUUGGAAAAGGUCCGGUGUUUAUGGUGAAAACGAUCCGCCAGUGAGGAAAAACAUCACUUCAAAUAUAUUUCAAAAGUCUGGAUCCACCAUCAUUGAAGAUAAAAAUCCAAGUGAAGCUCCAUAUGUUGCUAGCCUGUUGACGCACUCUGAGAGCACCUCCAAAAAAUACUACCGUUUAAUAGAAAAGGAAAAGUAUGCCCUUAAGGGUACAGCUGCCUUGGAGGAAACUUUCAACAAACGUGGCAAAAAAAAUAUUUACGAAAAAAAGAAAACGUGGACUGAUGCCGAAGUCGGGGAGUUGGAGACUCUAUUUAAGCAGUUUUUGACUGCGAAAUCUGUCAGAAUUGGCGAUGUACGUAAUCUACGUGAAAAGUUUAUCCAUCUUAUUCAUUUGUCUGAUAGGCAGAUUGUAGAUAAAUUGAGAAGCUACUGGCGCUAUGGAGUCACGGAAGAGGAGAAAGAUGGUAAUGAUGCUGUUGACAACUCAUGCUCCUCUAUUGCAACUAAAUACAAACAAUCUGUGUCAAAAGGAGUAGAUAAGCAUCAUGGUGAAAACGAAGAUGUUGACGAAGAAAGUGAAGAUGAUGAUUAUGAAAAUACAGUUUCUGGGAAGGAAAAAUUUUUCUCGAAUGUUGAAGCUAACAUCAUUGUCGAAGAUCAGUGCCGAGAUCAUUCGUUCUGGACCAAUAUCCAUCAAUAGAGUAGAACGUGCACUCGAAUCAAGCUCUGUUGGAAAACGUGUACUACAAAACUUUGACAUGUCGCAAAUACAAACAAGGCUUAAAUAUGAGCGCUUGUAGUACAGAAAAAGUUCCAGAAGAAAGUGUCUCUAAACUGUUUUAUUUCUACCUUUACUGUACGAAACAUUUAACUAUAAUUUGGUGUAGUUUCGCACACUUUUAAUUAUUUUUCCCACUAUUAAACGCUCCUCAUUGUAUGUAUCGAGAAUGUUUUCAUUUUCUUUGAAUUCUUAUGGUUCGUUAAAAAAAAGAUCUGUAGCGCACGUUUUAAUUCUUAACGGUGCUGAGACAAGAGUAUGGAUUAAAAUAAGUACCAUUUGUUAAAAAUAGUUAUAUCGUUUUGCAGUAUACAAGUUAUGUUUUAUGUGCAUCACUUGACAUUUUUAUGUAUGUUAUUUUUCUAUAUAUAUAUUUAGUUAUGCAAAAACAAUGAACAAAAUUUCCGUAA